GCCACCCCCUCUUCUCCGAAAUGGCUGCCGUCUACGCCCAACCCGCUGCCGCCAACUACUUCACUGCUCCGGCCCAUGCGCCCCCUAAGCAGCGCGGAUAUCGCAUCUGCGACCAGUGCGGGACCGUCGAGCAACCACACAUCGGUCGCUUCAGACUCUGCGGUGGCUGCAUGAUCACCCAGUACUGCUCUCAGGAUUGCCAGAAGGCCCACUGGCCAUCGCACAAGCCCAUCUGCCAACACACCGUCUCGCAGAUCUCGUCUGCGAAACAGCAACCCGGCCCCGGCGCGAUGGACGAGGGCCUCGUUAAGGGCCUCCGGAAGUUUGUGUCCGGCCACUCCUCCCUUCUCAGCUGGGCCGGCUUCCAGGCGCUCCAGCUCAAGCGGGUGCCCUCUAACAUCCGCCAAAACGCCCUCCUGAUCGAACUCAACUACCGCCACUCAGCGUCGGACUCCCUGCGUCGAUUCUCGAUCAAGGGUGCCCACGUUGUCCCGAGGACGUACGUGACCGAUAGCGACCCCCUCGUCGGGCAGGACAUCAUGCGCCGAGAGGAGCGGUGCCGCAAGAGCGGCGGCAUCGGCUGCGUCGUCGUCAUCAUCCAGUGCGGCGAGAUCAGCCAGGUGAUGCCUGUCGAGGUCGACUCGCCCUCGCGCAUCUCGUGGGACAUGCGCGAGGACUGGCCGCAGGUCCUCCAACACUACGUCGAGUCCGGCCGGACAGACUUCAAGCCGAUAUCCACGACGGCAAGAGGUGUCGUCUACGGGUGAGCUGCCCAUGCGGCCCUCCGGACAUUCCCCCCGACGUCGAUCGUCUUUUGCGCGGCUGAUGCACCGGGUGCCUUCGCGCUUCCUGCCUUCGCGCUUCCCCGGACUCCCCCCUUUCCUCUCUGCCGCUCUGUUCGUCGCGCACUCCCUUUCCCGGUCGCUUUCGCCUCUUCGUCAUCCGGUACUUUCGCGCUGUGCAUACUUCCCUCCGCUCACUUCGUUUCGCUCCAUCCAUAUGACCUAAGUUAUACCCCGCAUCUUCGACUUGUAUUACAGAUGUAUCACCACCCGCUACGACGUCUUGAAUAAUGAAC
Molecule: messenger RNA, 1078 nt
Organism: Trametes versicolor FP-101664 SS1
Lineage: Eukaryota; Fungi; Basidiomycota; Agaricomycetes; Polyporales; Polyporaceae
Exons: 5
Coding region: 21-767 (248 amino acids)
Source: RefSeq, a predicted model, not a curated record